Molecule: messenger RNA, 1245 nt
Organism: Neopelma chrysocephalum (saffron-crested tyrant-manakin)
Lineage: Eukaryota; Metazoa; Chordata; Aves; Passeriformes; Pipridae
Gene: COPE
Product: coatomer protein complex subunit epsilon
Exons: 10
Coding region: 46-963 (305 amino acids)
Biological process (GO): intra-Golgi vesicle-mediated transport; endoplasmic reticulum to Golgi vesicle-mediated transport; retrograde vesicle-mediated transport, Golgi to endoplasmic reticulum
Cellular component (GO): COPI vesicle coat
Molecular function (GO): structural molecule activity; protein binding
Source: RefSeq, a predicted model, not a curated record
CCCGCGCGGGGCGCGGGCGCUUCCGGGUACGUGUGUGAGAGAGCGAUGGCGGCCGGGAGCGGAGCGGCGCCGGGCGGGGACGCGGACGAGCUGUUCGACGUCCGCAACAACUUCUACAUCGGCGCCUUCCAGGCCGCCAUCAACGAGGCGCAGCGCGCCAAGCCGUCCAGCCCCGAGAAGGAGGUGGAGAGGGACGUGUUCCUGUUCCGAGCCUACAUCGCCCAGAGGAAAUAUGGAGUGGUCCUGGAUGAGAUCAAAGGCAGUGCCAGCCCUGAGCUCCAGGCAGUGAGGAUGUUGGCAGAGUACCUGGCAAAUGAGAGCCAGAGGGAUUCCAUCGUGGCUGACCUGGACAAGAAGAUGGCCAAGAGUGUGGACGUGGCCAACACCACGUUCCUGCUCAUGGCAGCCUCCAUCUACUUCCACGAGCAGAACCCCGACGCGGCCCUGAGGGCUCUGCACCAGGGGGACAGCCUGGAAUGCAUGGCCAUGAUGAUCCAGAUCCUCCUGAAGCUCGACAGGCUCGACCUGGCCCGGAAGGAGCUGAAGAAGAUGCAGGAGCAGGAUGAGGAUGCAACUCUGACCCAGCUGGCGACUGCCUGGGUGAACCUGGCUGUGGGUGGGGAGAAGCUCCAAGAUGCUUAUUACAUUUUCCAAGAGAUGGCAGACAAGUGUUCCCCCACCCUCCUGCUGCUGAAUGGGCAGGCCGCCUGUUACAUGGCCCAGGGGAAGUGGGAGGAUGCCGAGGGAGUUCUCCAGGAGGCUCUGGACAAGGACAGUGGCCACCCUGAGACCCUCCUGAACCUCGUGGUGCUCUCACAGCACCUGGGAAAGGCUCCGGAGGUCACAAAUCGUUACCUGUCGCAGCUGAAAGAUGCUCACAAAAACCACCCCUUCAUCAAGGAGUAUCAGGCAAAGGAGAACGACUUCGACCGGCUGGCCCUGCAAUACGCACCCAGUGCCUGAGGGACCAGGCUGUGCCCACCCCUGGGCACUGGGGUUCCUGUUCCCUGGAAUAUGGAAAAUGCCCUCUGGAACAUGGAAAAUCCCCUCUGGAACAUGGAAAACCCCCUCUGCAGAUCAGCCUGGUGUCACUUCACCCCGCUGCUCCAGCAGGGGUGGGGCUGUGCCUGUGUCCAGCACCUGAAUUUUGGGGGCUCAAAGCCUCCCCUGGGCCCUGAACUCUGGGGCAGAUCAAGAGGGUGCAACAGUGGCACCUUGAACAUUCCUAAUAAAGCCUCUUCUGGA